Molecule: messenger RNA, 501 nt
Organism: Linum tenue
Lineage: Eukaryota; Viridiplantae; Streptophyta; Magnoliopsida; Malpighiales; Linaceae
Source: the annotation of a GenBank genome assembly
UCGACUAUUCUACUGUGGAGGCUAUGUUGUGCAGUCGUAGCUGGGUUAGGGAAGCCUGGCUAAGGGAAUCAGAGGCUGCUGCUGCUGUGGAGGCAAUGGAUGGACUGUUUACUGGGUUGUCAGUUCACGAUUCAAGUGUAGAAGAUCAGGAAAAUGAGGUCCAGGAACUUCUGAAUCUGGAUUCACCAUUCUCCUUUGAUGACUGAUUAUUGGAACCUCAGAAGAGAAGGGAAUGAAUGUCAAUUUGUCAUGUGCUGCUUGACUGCUUCUGUUCUUCAAAUCUGGUUGCUGCCUUGCUGGUGCCUUUGAGAGUUUGGCUUACUGCCUUUAAGAGUUUGAGUUUGAGUGUGCUUUAUUUGUUCCAAAUUUGAACAAUGGAUUGGUGUGUGGCUUACUGCCUUUGAGAGUUUGAGUUUGAGAGUGCUUUACUUGUUUUUUCUUUGCUACUUAUGACUAUUAGACAGUUGAUGAACUCAUGAACAAUUGAGGAACUCUUGAAAA